AUAUACAUUCCGUGAGUAGGAGAGGAACAAUAAGGAGCCCAUGAUGCAGCAUGUAGAAUUCUGAAAGAUAUCAAUUGCGACAGAGUUCAGAGGUCUCCGAACACCACAUGUGACUUGUUUUCUUUGAUCACUCUCCCCACCAUCUCGCCUCAGAGAGCCAUACUUACAUUUUAUUCGUCUUUCUUCUUGUACUCACCUAACUUCUGGAGUUUGGCUUCCAUGACUAAAUUUCUAGUGAUUUACUAAAGAUUCAGCUUAUCUUUUUUUGAAAAGUUGGUUUCAGCCAAGAAAUUUGUUGCUAAGUCUGAUCUUUAAUCUCCACUUCAAGUUCAUUGAUUUUUUAUCCUUCUGGGAAAAGAAACUGAAACCUUUUCAGGAUUUGGGGGCUGACGGUAUUCCAAUUUUCACUUAGAUAUUGUUCCUUCCCUUCAAAAAUAUUAACCAUAUGAUCUUUUUGCAAAUAUGCCAAUUAUUAGGCCUCCUCCUUAGUUCUAUAACAAUGGAGGCAGUCUAUUUUCUAGAUUUUAGUACAUUAAUCCUUUGCCUUUUUAUCUAGUUCUUGAGACGCGGAACACAUUCGCCUCUCUGUUCUUAAUCUCUUUGAUCUUGUUCAUAAUUCCAAUAUUUAUUUUAAUUCCAACCAUAUUGAUAUUUCCUUGACACAGCUUCUACUCUUUCAUCCGUUUAACAUGUGGGAGACCAAGAGCAACUCCCAAAGUGGCAGGAGAGAGUACUACAAUUACUCCUUCAAUCUGGAUGAGCAUGAUGGCCUCAAUGAUAAUGGAUUUAUAUGCAGAGACAACUCUUGGUAUGUCCCCAACAAUGUCCCAAGUGAUCUGCUUGUCAAAGUGGGAAGUCAUAGUUUCCAUUUACACAAGUGUCCUCUGAGCUCAAGAAGUGGAAAGAUGAACCGAAUUGUUAACGAAUCACCCCAAGACUUGGAACCAAACUUCAUAAAUUUGGAUGAUCUCCCUGGUGGCCCGGAGGCAUUUGAAUUGGCAGCCAGGUUCUGCUAUGGCAUAGCAGUUGACCUGACUGCUUUGAACAUCGCCGGCCUACGCUGCGCAGCUGAGUACUUGGAGAUGACAGAGGACUUGGAAGAGGGAAAUCUAAUAUUCAAAACGGAAGCUUUCCUCAGCUAUGUGGUCUUGUCCUCCUGGAGGGACUCAAUUGUAGUCCUGAAGAGCUGUGAGGACCUGUCCCCAUGGGCUGAGAACCUCCAGAUUGUGCGGCGCUGCAGCGAGUCGAUUGCCUGGAAGGCCUGUUCAACUGCAAAGGGAACCAAGUUGGCAUACACCGGAAUGUCCCCAAAGACCGGUAGCCCGAAAUGGAACAGUAAGUCUAAAGAAGGAAGCUCAAGCAAACACCAGCAAGUACCACCAGAUUGGUGGUUCGAAGAUGUAUCGACACUCAGAAUUGAUCACUUUGUAAGAGUUGUUACUGCCAUCAAAGUGAAAGGGAUGAGGUUUGAACUGAUCGGCGCAACAAUUAUACACUAUGCCUUAAAAUGGCUCCCUGGUCUAGUGAGUGAAGCCACACAUAGUUAUGACAACACUUGGAACCAAGGGGGAAGGAACAUGAUUGUAGUAAGUAAUUCUAGCAAGGAGGAGUUAUCAGGCACACAGGUCCGAAAGCGGCGUACGGUUGUCGAGAGCCUGAUCACCAUAAUUCCACAUAUCAAGGACUGCGUCCCAUGUAGCUUCCUCCUCCAACUCCUAAGAUUGGCCAACAUGCUAAGGGUGGCGCAUGCAUUGAUCAUGGAUCUGGAGAAGCGCAUUGGAAUGCAAUUGGAGCAGGCCAGUCUGGCAGAUCUUCUGAUCCCUUCUUACGGUAAGUGUGAGACAUUUUAUGAUGUUGAAUUAGUUCAAAGACUGGUGGAACAUUUCAUGGUUCAGGAGCAGACGGAACCUUCAAGCCCAGAAAGGGAGUCAUUAUCUGAUAAACAUAGACAAAGUGGACCCAGUGCUGAGGCGAGAGUAGCUUGGCUCUUGGAUGGAUAUCUCAGCGAGGUGUCGAGGGACCAAAAUCUACCACCCACAAAAUUUCAAGACCUAGCAGAAGCAUUGCCAGAACCAGCAAGAAGCAGUCACGAUGGAUUAUAUCGAGCAAUUGAUUCUUAUCUUAAGGCACAUCCAAGACUCUCCGAGCAUGAACGCAAGCGGCUCUGCCGACUGAUGGACUGCCGGAAGCUCUCAGUUGAUGCCCGCAUGCACGCUGCCCAGAAUGACCGCCUCCCCCUUCGUUUCGUAGUCCAAAUUCUCUUCUCUGAACAGGUCAAGAUAAGCAAUGCCAUCACCAACUUUUCACUCGAAGGAGGAAGAGAGCCCAUGCAUUACAAGCCCAUGAUUCCCACUCGAAAGCAGCUACUGGAAGGGACUCCCCAGUGCUUCCAGGAGGGGUGGGCAGCAGCAACGAAAGACAUUAGCACACUUGAAUUUGAGCUGGAGGACAUGAAGGCCAAGUACACAGAGCUCCAAAGGGAUAUGGAUAGCCUGCAGAGUAUGUUCGAGAAGAUGACAUCGUUGUCAUCGAAAACUAUAAAGCACCAGUCGUCAAGCUGGACUAGUAGGUGGAAAAAACUGAGCAAGCUGACAAGAAUAACAGGCAUGGAGGACAAUGAGAUGGAGGCUCCAGUGGAAGCGAGAAAGGAAGCAAGGAGGAGGAGGUAUUCAGUCUCCUGAGUUGGUAAUCUGAGAAUGGAAAAGAGAAUACAUUAGGUUGUUGGUGUAGAACCCGUGCUUGAUAUUUUUAUGGGUGCCUGUUUUCUGUCCCUGAAUGCUAAUAACAACCACCACCAAAUAAAUAAGUAAAUAAAUAAAUAAUUUUUAUAGAAACAACUGUGUAGGUCAAUAUGUUGGAACAGGUAUUGUCAGGGCUCUUUUAAUAGCCAGAUGCAGGAGAGAGUAUUGCCAUUUGAGGCUACAUAAUAAAUUUGUAUCUUAGCUUGC
Molecule: messenger RNA, 2948 nt
Organism: Elaeis guineensis (African oil palm)
Lineage: Eukaryota; Viridiplantae; Streptophyta; Magnoliopsida; Arecales; Arecaceae
Product: root phototropism protein 3
Molecular function (GO): protein binding
Source: RefSeq, a predicted model, not a curated record